Molecule: messenger RNA, 510 nt
Organism: Chrysochloris asiatica (Cape golden mole)
Lineage: Eukaryota; Metazoa; Chordata; Mammalia; Afrosoricida; Chrysochloridae
Gene: NME3
Product: NME/NM23 nucleoside diphosphate kinase 3
Exons: 5
Coding region: 1-510 (169 amino acids)
Biological process (GO): GTP biosynthetic process; CTP biosynthetic process; UTP biosynthetic process
Molecular function (GO): nucleoside diphosphate kinase activity
Source: RefSeq, a predicted model, not a curated record
AUGAUCUGCCUGGUCCUGACCAUCUUCGCCAACCUCUUCCCGGCGAGCUACAUCGGCGUGCACGAGCGCACCUUCGUGGCUGUGAAGCCGGACGGCGUGCAACGGCGGCUGGUGGGCGAGAUCGUGCGGCGCUUUGAGAGGAAGGGUUUCAAGCUGGUGGCGCUGAAGCUGGUGCAGGCUUCCGAGGAGCUGCUGCGCGAACACUAUGCCGAGCUGCGCGCGCGGCCCUUCUACGAGCGCCUGGUGCGCUACAUGGCCUCGGGGCCCGUGGUAGCCAUGGUGUGGCAAGGGCUGGACGUGGUGCACGCCUCACGGGCGAUCAUCGGGGACACCGACCCAGCGGACGCCGCGCCUGGCACCAUCCGCGGGGACUUCUGCGUCGAGAUCGGCAAGAACGUGAUUCACGGCAGCGACUCAGUGAAGAGCGCGCACCGCGAGAUUGCCCAGUGGUUCCACGCCCAUGAGCUGCUGGGCUGGGAGGACAGCGCCGCCCACUGGUUGUAUGAGUAA